Molecule: messenger RNA, 471 nt
Organism: Caenorhabditis remanei
Lineage: Eukaryota; Metazoa; Nematoda; Chromadorea; Rhabditida; Rhabditidae
Exons: 2
Coding region: 1-471 (156 amino acids)
Source: RefSeq, a predicted model, not a curated record
AUGUCUCUCUGGGUAUUCAAUGUUGACACCUUCACCGAGGACAGUUCUUCACUACUCCCGGUCAUCUUAUUCGUAGUUUUUCUUCUUCUUCUCCUCGUUGGUGUCGGAAUUGUCGUCGUCUACCGUUUCUGCUUUCGUCGGUCGGAAUCCGAUCGUGACGUUGAGUAUGGUGGCGUGCCGAGGAAUGAACGGGAAUCGCUGUGGCUAAAGUUGAUGAAGCAAGAAUUGGAAAGUCUAAAGAAUAAUUACAAAAAAGUUGUGGAGUCGGAAGCCAAGAAAGAGGAGGAGUUGUUAAAAUUGAAGGAAGAAUCGACUCUGGAAAAAGAGAAAAAUCGGGAGACAAUUCUCACGUUGAAGGCUGAAAAUGCGGCGAAUGAGAGAGUAAUUCAACAGCUACUCGAUAAAUUGACACCAAUUAGUAGCAAUGAAGACCGUCAAAAGUCCAUCCAUUUCCUUCAACCAACCCAGUGA